AUGCAAUGCUGCAAAAGCAGACGUCGACAUCGAGCGAGGCUCGGUGGAGCUGACUCUCCUCGGGGACUACCAAGACGGGCAGAAGCUGGUCUCGGGGUGGAAGCUAAACCUGAGAUUAAACUGAUUGUGAGGUACAGGCAGAGACUUGUACCGGAGCUGGGGCUGAGCCCGAAGCGAUGGAAAUAUAUGCUCGACCACAUUACAGGCGAUGCUAGUGGUUUUGGUGGGCCAGAGAAAAAAGGCGCCGUGGCCCCGCCAAAGCCACCUGACAAAGGCGGCAUUGCUGGUACUUUCGAUCCCAAUUAUCAAACUCUCGCAGGCAUGGGACAAGACGUAUUCGGCGGUGAUAAGAAGGCCGCUGGCGGAGGAGGUGGGGGCGCGGCGCCGAAGGCACCGACCGCAGGCGGAAUAGCUGGAACUUACGAUCCGAAUUACCAGACUCUCGCCGGUAUGGGACAAGACGUGUUCGGUGCUGAUAAGAAGGGCGCUGGCGGCGGGGGCGGAGGCGCAGCGCCGCAAGCCCCGAAACAGGGAGCUGGCGGAAUGGCUGGUACCUACGAUCCCAACUAUCAGACUCUCGCCGGUAUGGGACAAGACGUCUUCGGCGCCGAUAAGAAGGCCGCAGGUGGUGGAGGCUGGGGCGGAGGCGCAGCGGCGCAGGCUCCGAAACCCGGCGCUGGCGGAAUGGCCGGAACUUACGAUCCCAACUAUCAGACUCUCGCCGGUAUGGGACAAGACGUGUUCGGUGCCGAUAAGAAGGCGGCAGGCGGCGGAGGUGGAUUCGGCGGAGGGGCGGGUGCGAUCAAGGCACCCGAAAAUGCCGGAGCAAAGGCCGGCACAUACGACCCCAACUAUCAGACUCUGGCCGGUUUGGGCGGCGACGUGUUUGGGGCAGAUAAGAAGAAGCCGGCUGGAGGCGCGGGAGGUGCUGCACCGAUUGUACCGCAGAACGCAGCUCAAAAGGCUGGAACCUAUGAUCCAAAUUAUCAAACGUUGGCUGCUCUCGAUAACAACGUGUUCGGUGAGGAUAAGAAGGAGAAAGCCGGCGCCGCAGGAGGGGGCGGAGCAGCCCCCAAAGUACCACAGAAUGCAGCUGGACAAAAAAGGAUCUUGAGUUCGGCACCUAAAUCGUGCUACUCGGAUCCGACAGUUCUUGAGAUUAUACGUUCGAACUCUCGAGAUUCGACUUAUGCGAGUCUCUACCUGAAGUUUUGCGGCAAAUUUCAGGCUGGAACUUAUGAUCCGAACUACCAGACGUUGGCCGCACUUGAUAACAAUGUGUUUGGAGAGGAUAAGAAGGCCAGAGGUGGAGGUGGGGGCGGGGCUGGUGGCAUAAGGGCACCUGAAAAUGCCGGACAAAAGGCUGGAACGUACGACCCUAAUUAUCAAACGUUGAACGCAUUGGAUAAUAACGUAUUCGGAGCUGAUAAGAAGGCAGCUGCAGGUGGAGGGGGCGGUUUCAGGGCUCCGGCAAAUGCAGGAGCGAAGGUACGGAGGCAUCUUAAUGUUAUUUAUCAUUAUUAUUUAUUGUUAUUAUUUAUUAUUAAGAUACUGUUAUUAAAGAAAUAUGUGUAUGAAUCAUUUCAGGCGGGAACCUACGAUCCCAAUUAUCAAACGCUGAACGCACUGGACAACAACGUAUUCGGAGCUGAUAAGAAGAUAUUUUGA
Messenger RNA from Anisakis simplex (herring worm), 1668 nucleotides. Lineage: Eukaryota; Metazoa; Nematoda; Chromadorea; Rhabditida; Anisakidae. The record is from the annotation of a GenBank genome assembly.